GAGAGAAACCCUAUGAAUGUAAUCAGUGUGGUAAAGCCUUUGCAAGACCCAGUCAUGUCCAAUGUCAUAAGAGAACACAUACUGGAGAGAAACCCUAUGAAUGCAAUCAUUGUGGUAAAGCCUUUGCACGUCACAGUUAUCUCCAAUGUCAUAAAAGAACACAUACUGGAGAGAAACCCUAUGAAUGUAAUCAAUGUGGUAAAGUCUUUUCACAACACAGUCAUCUCCAAUGUCAUAAAAGAACACAUACUGGAGAGAAACUCUAUGAAUGUAAUCAAUGUGGUAAAGCCUUUGCAGAACUCAGUAAUCUCCAACGUCAUAAAAGAACACAUACUGGAGAGAAACCCUAUGAAUGUAAUCAAUGUGGUAAAGUCUUUUCACAUCACAGUAAUCUCCAACAUCAUAAAAGAACACAUACGGGAGAGAAACCCUAUGGAUGUAAUCAAUGCGGUAAAGCCUUUGCACUACUCUCUAGUUUCCAAUGUCAUAAAGGAACACAUACCGGAGAGAAACCCUAUGAAUGUAUUCAGUGUGGUAAAGCCUUUGCAAGACCCAGUCUUCUCCAAUUUCAUAAAAGAACACAUACUGGAGAGAAACCCUAUGAAUGUAAUCAGUGUGGUAAAGCCUUUGCAAGACCCAGUCAUCUCCAAUAUCAUAAAAGAACACAUACUGGAGAGAAACCCUAUGAAUGUAAUCAAUGUGGUAAAGCCUUUGCAGGUCACAGUAAUCUCCAACGUCAUAAAAGAACACAUACUGGAGAGAAACCCUAUGAAUGUAAUCAAUGUGGUAAAGCCUUUGCAGGUCACAGUAAUCUCCAACGUCAUAAAAGAACACAUACUGGAGAGAAACCCUAUGAAUGUAAUCAAUGUGGUAAACUCUUUGCAGGUUACAGUAAUCUCCAAUGUCAUAAAAGAACACAUACUGGAGAGAAACCCUAUGAAUGUAAUCAAUGUGGUAAAGUCUUUUCACAACUCAGUAAUCUCCAACAUCAUAAAAGAACACAUACUGGAGAGAAACCCUAUGAAUGUAAUCAAUGCGGUAAAGUCUUUUCACAACACAGUCAGUUCCACCAUCUGCCUGCACUUUGACCCCAUGAGUGUUAAAUGA
Messenger RNA from Mus musculus (house mouse), 1107 nucleotides. Its product is annotated as predicted gene, 53268. The record is from RefSeq and is a predicted model, not a curated record. Lineage: Eukaryota; Metazoa; Chordata; Mammalia; Rodentia; Muridae. The transcript is spliced from 3 exons. The annotation marks the transcript as partial.